This is a messenger RNA of Asparagus officinalis (garden asparagus), 1276 nucleotides long. Its product is annotated as protein PARTING DANCERS. Bases 294 to 1001 code for a protein of 235 amino acids. Gene Ontology annotation, biological process: resolution of meiotic recombination intermediates. The record is from RefSeq and is a predicted model, not a curated record. The transcript has 9 exons. Lineage: Eukaryota; Viridiplantae; Streptophyta; Magnoliopsida; Asparagales; Asparagaceae.
UUAUAUAGGCUUACAAAACAACUUAAUCCCAUAAAAAUCUAAACUAAUUAGCAACAACUCCACUAACAAAAUAACAACCUAAUAACAAAUUUGAAUCAGUUAUUCAACAAACCUCCGCCGUGAACUUCCACGGUUCCACCCCGCUAUUUUCGGCGAUUGGGAGCUUUGCCCGAAAAGAUUUAUGACGUAGGGGCUUAGUUUGAAUAUUCCACCGUUGUUUGGAACCCCACUGAUCCUCUUCUUUCCCCUCGAAACUAGCGCGCUGCGUCACCUCCGAUCUUUUCCCGCCUGCGAUGAAUCUCGCCGACCUCGCCUCUGCUCCAGGCAGCGGUGUCUGUAUGAUGAACACCUCUUGGAGGGAUGAACAACAUCCAUCCUUUAUCCAUUUCAUUUCUUCAUUCCUCAGCGCCAACUCAUACCGUCUUAACUUCCUCCCUAUAGCUCCUGAUUUCAUAUUCAACAAUGGCGGAUUAUCAGUGGCAUUCAUUUUUGUGACGAACUGGAAUUGCGAUCAUGCCUCUGCUGUCUUUGGCAGAAUGGAGAAGCUUAGAAGGCAGUUUGGGCAUCUCUAUGUAGUCGUGUCUGUUCCAACCAUGGAACAGAAUGAUUCCUUUAACCGAUCAUACUUCAAGUAUGCUGUGGAGCUUGGUGCCCCAACUUUUGUGCCAGUUCGUGAUCCAGAGAUGGGAUUCGAGAAGAUUGUGAAAAUAGCACAUGCUCGUGGAGUGUGCAAGCGGCAAGAUGCGGUUUCCAUGAUGAAACUUGAGCGCGAGCAAGCUGUUCAGAGAAUGGACUGUUUCCUUAAAGUGGUCACCUCCAUACCUGGCAUUGACAACCAUGAUGCAAAUGCACUUGCACAAGCGAUAGGUUCAGUUGAAGACAUAGCCAAAGCAUCCAAGGGCUUUAUUCUGGAGAGCACAGACCUUUCAAUGGAUAAAGCGGAAAUGAUAGUAAGGUUUUUCAGAGACCCAAACUAUUAUCUGAGUCCCAAGAUCAAUUGACAGUAGAGGUCUUGUUUUAUCCUCAAUUUCUCCCUGAAGCUUGUGAAUAUUGUUUCUGGUGCAGUUGAUGGGCUGAAGAAAGAUGCAGAGAGCUCAGAAGAAAACUCAGAACCCAUCACUUAUGUACAGACUCAGUAUACCACUUCUGACGUGAUCCUGCAGUAAUUGCAGUCAGUUAAGAAUCGGUGUAAUCACCCAUGUUACUGUUAACUGCAGACUGUAAGACUGACUUGAGUCAUGCUUUUGAAGAAUUUAUUAUAAGCAUUUAUGUGAUA